GCGGGGCGGGCCCGAGGCGGCGAUGGCGGCGGUGCGGGCCGCGCUGCUGGCGCCGCUGCUGGCGCUGUGCCGGGCCGGGCCGGGCCCCGCGCCCGCUGCCCGCGUCGAGGUGGCGGUGACGGGGCCGGGGGACGGGCCGGGGGCAGCCGCGGUGCCCGCCGGCUCCUACACGCUGCGCGGGGCCGUGCUGGGCGCGGGGGGCGGCCGGGCCGGGCCGGGCCGGGGGGCCCCGCGGGAGGAGGAGGACGAGGAGGAGAUCCGGGGCCGCCUACUGCUGGUGGGGGAUGCAGAGCCGGAGCUGGGCGCUGCCGACAGCUGGAUCGGCGUGGUGCCAGUGGGCGAGGAGCCGGCUGAGCUGCCCCGCGGCGCCAAGGAGGAGUCCUUCACCGCCGCCGUCGUCAGCAAGAUGAAGCGAGCCCUGGUGCUGGGUGCCUCGGCGCUGCUCAUCCUGGCGCUGAACCAGAACGCCAUCCGGGAGCUGGACGUUUCCCAGCUCCUGGCCAAGCCCGUGAUCGUGAUCCAGUCCUCGGACAACGUCACCAAGCUGCUGGGAGCGCUGCUGCGGGGGCUCCGGGCAACGGCGAAGAUCACGUACCAGGCGGUGCUGCUGGAGAACCUGGGAGUGACCCUCACGCUCUGGUCAACCUGUGGCCUCUCCCGCGGGGGCCUCUAUGGCGAGUGGCAGGGGGUCAUCUGCCCUGGGGACAGCAGCUCGCAGGUGCAGAAGUACCUGCAGCAGCUGUGGAACACGAUCCUGCUGAUCGCCCUGCUGCUCUGCACCGGCGUGAUGGUGCAGGCCCAGCGCCAGUCACGGCAGGACCCGUCGGAGCAGGACGCCGAGCUGGACCUGAAGCAGCACAUUCGGCGGCGGCUGUCGGCGCUGAAAACACGGCGGUACCAUCCCGGCAAAGCGCUGCGGAGCCGGGCCUGCGAGAUCGACAGCUGCGCUGUCUGCUUGGACCAGUUCCACAAGAGCCAGUGGCUGCGGGUGCUGCCCUGCUCCCAUGAGUUCCACCGGGACUGCGUGGACCCCUGGCUGCUCCUGCAGCAGACCUGCCCCCUCUGCAAGCGCAACAUCCUGGGGAACUGCUGCACGGAUAGCUAGCCAGACAGACGGACACGCUGCGGGGACAGACCCACCGCCGCCGCGGGGAGGGGAGGCAGGGGGUGCUCGGCCAGUGCUGCGCUGCUGGAGCGGGGUCGGGGCAGCUGUGCCACCACAGUGCCCGGCCCUUCACAGGGAGGGGUCUCAGGCUUCUCCCUGCCGGGCAUGAGGAGAGGGGUGGGGGGUUCAGACCAGCACUUCUGAGGGGCUGGGGGCGCGGGUGCCAGGCAACGAAGCCAUGAGGGCACCCAUGGGUGUAGUGGGGGGGCACAGAGGCAGGGAGAGCCUUGUCCUGCCUGGACCCUCUCCCUGAUCAUAGUCAUUUUUCUAAAUCUUGUCUUUUUUUCCUAAUUGCCGGUGGGCAGAGCCUGGCUCAGCGCUGUGCUGCACCCAGACCCGGCGGAGGGCCCGGCUGUGGCGUGGGCCCCUCUGCACCCGGUGUGUUUGUGGCAGAGCCGCUGGGUGCUCGCCACGGGAGGGCAAGGGGUGAAGGCUUUAUUUAUACUAACUUAUUGGGAAGGACGACACAAGUCAAUUGCAGAGACCAAACGCGUGUGCCGCGGUGGCCGGGGAUGUGCCGUGAGCCCUGACCAGCUCCUGUUCCCCGUGGUCACCGGGGGCUGCAGCGUCGCACGUGUCCGUCUGCAUUAAAUACAGAGUGGGGAGAGGCCA
Columba livia (rock pigeon) is the source of this 1777-nucleotide messenger RNA. It is a transcript of the gene RNF215, whose product is annotated as ring finger protein 215. Bases 23 to 1105 code for a protein of 360 amino acids. The record is from RefSeq and is a predicted model, not a curated record. The transcript is spliced from 10 exons. Gene Ontology annotation, biological process: Wnt receptor catabolic process; ubiquitin-dependent protein catabolic process. Gene Ontology annotation, molecular function: frizzled binding; ubiquitin protein ligase activity. Gene Ontology annotation, cellular component: plasma membrane. NCBI's taxonomy places the organism in Eukaryota, Metazoa, Chordata, Aves, Columbiformes, Columbidae.